Messenger RNA from Myxozyma melibiosi, 2740 nucleotides. Its product is annotated as Palmitoyltransferase AKR1. Gene Ontology annotation, biological process: protein palmitoylation. Gene Ontology annotation, molecular function: protein binding; palmitoyltransferase activity. Lineage: Eukaryota; Fungi; Ascomycota; Lipomycetes; Lipomycetales; Lipomycetaceae. The record is from RefSeq and is a predicted model, not a curated record. The transcript is spliced from 5 exons. Bases 371 to 2563 code for a protein of 730 amino acids. Gene Ontology annotation, cellular component: Golgi membrane.
CAAAGGGGUUGGUGUCAAGUCAGCUGACGCGUCAAUUAUCGCUUACGAACGGCUGCGCCGCGCUCGGAGAGGGAGCGAGAACAAAAUACGUUUGAUUUAACGUGACACCCCAUUGCCAUCAACCGCGCGCGCGACCCCGAUCCCAGCCUGCGCAGACUGAUUCUAGUUUCCGAGACUCGUUUGACCUGAUUAUUGUGUCUACUUACAGAUCGUACUUCUGGUUGAAGUAGAAUAGACUGGUUCCUGAGAGCUGGCUGAGACUGUUCGCAAGGCUAGAAAGCGCACGAGAUGACGUCUUUGCCGGAUCCAGAAUCGCUCCAGCCGACUACGGAGCUGCAAAACAUGGCGGCGAUGAACAAAAAGAAUACAAAUGGGGCUCAGCAGCAUUCACCUCAGCAGCAACAUCAGCAACAGUCACAGCAACAGACAGCAAAUCGAGAUGGGGCGUCCGGAAGCGCGACGGAGACGGGAGCAGGUGCCACUGGAAUACAGUGAGCUGUUAGUAGCGGCUCAGCGCGGCGACGUUGCCGAGCUGGCACGACUGAUCGAAUCGGAACAGUUCUCGGUCCACGAUACAUCGCCGGACGGCACGACCGCUCUGCAUUGGGCGGCGAUCAACAAUGCGAUCGAAGCCGUCAACUACUUGCUUGAUCAUGGGGCGGAGGUCGAUAAGAAGGGCGGCGAGCUGAUGGCUACUCCGCUGCUGUGGGCGUGCCGAGUCGGAUUAAGUGACAUGGCGUACUUGCUGAUCCAGAGGGGAGCGGAUCCGCUGCGAACAGAUGCGCAAGGGUUUAACGCGCUGCAUAUUGCUAUCCACUCGUCAAAUAUUAUGCUUAUUGUGUAUUUGCUUCACCAGGGUCUGCCGGUCGACUACGCGGAUCCUCAGCAGCGCACUGCCUUGCACUGGGCAGCGUACCAAGGAGACCCUCUGAGUGUCGAUGUUCUUCUACGAUGGGGUGCCGACGUCAGACUGAAAGACGACACAGGAUUCACCCCUCUACACUGGGCAGUCGUGAGAGGAAACAUGGCCUCGAUGAAACGCCUGAUCGAAGAAGGAUCAGACGUGAAAGCCGAGACCGCAGACGGCAAGACCCCCGCGAUCAUCGCCAAAGAGAUGAUGUGCUACCCCGUCUGGCUUCUCGCGCUGAAAAAAGCGGGCCGUGAUCCCGACGGAAUGACGAUCCCGAAAAAGAUAUCGCAGUAUAUGCUGCGGCGGGUGGUGUUUUUCUGGCCGUGGAUGAUGCUCUUCAUCACGUUUGAGAUUCUGACGUGGAUUAAUGCGUUUGUUGCGAUCGCGCUCAGUCUUGUGUGGCUUUGGGGAUCGCAUACGCUUCUUAUGAAGAUCAUUGAGUCUGGAAGCACUGGAUCUGUGCAGAUCCACAAAACCCCUUAUCUCUCGGGAAUAUUCUCCGGAUCAGCCUUCUUAGUCGCCGUUCGCUGGUUCUUCUUCAUCUUACCAGGCACAGCCAACGACCGACCAUUCGCAAACCUUCUAUUCUUCAUAGUCUUUGGCCUCUCGAUGUUUUUCUUUGUCAAGAGCAUGUCCAUGGACCCAGGGUUUAUCCCCAAACCGGCCGGCAACAGCGAGCAGCGCGAGAUCAUCGACGAGCUGCUCUCGAUCGGCGAAUACGACUCGAGGCAUUUCUGUAUAUAUUGUUUCACGCGGCGGCCGUUGAGAAGCAAGCAUUGUCGCGUGUGCGAGAAAUGUGUAGCCCGGGUCGAUCAUCACUGUCCAUGGAUCAAUAACUGUGUAGGUGUUCGCAACCACCGAGCCUUCUUACUCUACGUGAUUCUCCUGGAGACAGCAAUUCCGAUUCUGCUGUAUCUGACUUACGAAUACUUCUCCGAGGUCGACGACGACGACGAUUACGAAUGCAUGAUUCUCAAAGAAGAUCUCUGCGCGGUCGUCAGCUACGACCCGUUCACACUCUUCAUCGCGCUAUGGUCUGCCGUUCAACUGACCUGGGUCUCCAUCCUCACGGUUGUACAACUCUACCAGGUCUGUCGCGCGCUCACCACCAACGAAGCAUACAACCUCCACCGCUACGGCUGGAUGGGCGGCGCCGGCGACGACGAGGCCGUGCCCUCCGGUCUGGCUGACCCGUACGCUGCCGACAAGCCCGGUGCGUUCACGCACAACCAUCACCACCACGGCGGCGCGCUCGCAGUCUGCUGCAAGCUCCUCGGCAUCACGCAGUUCAUCUCACUCGUGAGCGACUUUUGCGCGAGCUCGAAAGCGCUAAGCUUCCUCUCCGCCUCCGCCUCGGGCGGCCACCACCGCGAAAGCAGCAGCCGUCCGCGAAACACAAUCUCGAACCACUACAACCCGUUCGACGGCGGCUUUGUGAAUAACUGCCGGGAUUUCUGGGGUGGCGACGAGAGCGUGUUUUCGCAAAAGUUGACGGACGCGGAUGGCACGCGCGGGAACGGAAAGAUUAAGGGCAGGGCGGCGGAUUAUUAUCGGCUCUGGGAUGUUGCGGUCGGCGCGUCGUCUGUGCCUCGAAGAUUCCAUAAUGCGGAAGAAGAUUACGACGCGCUUCCGGGUUAUGAUGUCCUAGUUUGAAACGCAACAUAGGCAGGCAGGACUAUAACGACGGCCUGGACGGGAUCGCGCGGCGCGUAGGUUACGAUUUUUUUUUUGCGCUUUUAUUAUUUACAUACACAUUUUUUGGUUUUGAUUGCAUCAAAAUGGGGACUUAUUCAAUAUAAAACAGAUUAGAAGCUAACAGACUAUGGAAGA